AUAAUAUUAAAUGAUUAUUUUAACAUUGAAUUUAUUAUUGCUGUUAGAAUUGCUCUAAAUUUAUAAGAAAAAAAAAACGGUUUAGCUGAUAGUAUUUUGGUCUAGUUGAUACCGGUCUGGUUACAUAUCUAACUUGAUGAAGAAUCGGGUUUAGCUGAUACUGGUUUAUUGAAUCGGUCUCUCGAUUAAAAAUCCCUUUUCUUUUAAUCGUCUUCAAAGUUUCUGAGUUUUCGAUACCUUCUUGGAAAAUACAAUAUUCCUCCAGGGGUCGUGGAAAAGAAAAUGGCAGGUGAAGAUUUCAUAUACAGAAUCAGCACGGAUCAAGAGUGGCAAGAGUUUCAGAAGAAUGGAUCUUCUUUUGGUGGAGAGCUCGACAAGUCAACUGGUUGCUUUCAUCUCAGCAAACUCAAUCAGGUGCAAAUGACGUUGCAGAACUUCUUCUUGAAUGCAAAGGAGGAUCUUUACCUUCUUCAAGUCGACCCUAACAAGCUUGGAGAUGGAUUGAUCUAUGAAGCUGUGGAUAAUGUGAAUAGCUUCCCUCACUUCUACGGUCCAGACAGAACCUUUGUUCCACUUCCUCUAGAUUCUGUCGUCAAAGCUGAGAAGCUAACACUCACCAAUGGCAAUUUCACUUGCAGCUUCUUCACUUAAUAGAUCUCUUAACUCUAUAUAUAUAAUCACUUCACUGUUUUUAUGUAUUGCAUUGUAACAAUUUAAAAUUCACCAAACAAAAAACAAGGGGAAAGUAUUAAUAUUAUUAUUAUUACAAUGCAAGAUUAAGAUCUAAAACAUUCUCUUCUCUUGUCGUCUCCUUCUCUGUUUCUUCUUCUACUUCUUGUUUCUCCUUCUCAGUGGUGGAGACAAUUGAGUUUGAUGGCUCUAAGUUUAAGUCUAUACAGUGAGAGAAAUCCUCGGCACGGAAGACAGGAGUAGCAAUGCCGGAUUUAUCUCCGUUGUCGGAUCUCUUGGUCGGAUUCGGAGCAGUUUCGCCGGAAUCUUCGAUUAACUCUUGUCGUCUUCGUUUCCUGGCCUCCUGGUAGUUUCUUAUGAGAUUGAAGAACAUCUCCAUCUUCUUGUCUUCGUCUUCUUCAGGGACAUCGAUCUCGUUGUUGAUUCUCUUGCUCUCUUCUGUCUCUUUGUUC
Messenger RNA from Eruca vesicaria subsp. sativa (arugula), 1142 nucleotides. Lineage: Eukaryota; Viridiplantae; Streptophyta; Magnoliopsida; Brassicales; Brassicaceae. The record is from the annotation of a GenBank genome assembly.